Molecule: messenger RNA, 795 nt
Organism: Suncus etruscus (white-toothed pygmy shrew)
Lineage: Eukaryota; Metazoa; Chordata; Mammalia; Eulipotyphla; Soricidae
Product: ABC-type organic anion transporter ABCA8-like
Source: RefSeq, a predicted model, not a curated record
AGAUGACAGAAUUGAGAUCAUAAUUUCUUCUCUGAAAACAGUCAUCACAGGAACUUCUCACUGCCGUCAAACUUAGAGCAAUUUCUAGAGAUGUGGUAAUAACGGAGGAAAAUGUAACUUGCUUUCUCCUAAGAUCAGCGACUGUAAGCCCUUCCGUAUCUCUUAUUUCAAAUUUCUCAGAUGGGCAAAAUGAGCAAGAGAAAGAUAUGCGUAUGUCAACAAACUCUGGCCUUAUUAUGCAAGAACCUUCUGAAAAUAUGGAGGAUGAAAAGAGAACCUUUGGUGGAAUGGUUCACUGCAUUAAGCCUACUACUUUAUUUGUACAUCCAUCCUGUAAGCCACAAGGUUAAUGAUUUUUCUUCACUGCCUGCCAUGGACCUGGGGCGAGUAGAUUCAUUUAAGGACUCUCAAUUAAUUAUUGUAUAUACACCUGUCACCAAUACAACCCAACGAAUCAUGAACAAAGUUGCGUCUGCUUCCUUCAUUCAAAAUAAUGAAAUCAUAGGACUUCCUUAUGAAGAAAGUGUUGAAAAAUUAACAGAAACAUAUUCAGAGGAAAUAGUAAAAGUCAUCUUUACUAAUACAUUCCAGUAUCAUCUGAAAUUUUUACUGGGCUACAGAAUCCCUAUAAAGAAGGAACACCAUGAUCAUACAGCUCAUUGUUUUGAUGUAGAGUCCACUAUUAAUUGUGAAGUUACAACGUUCUGGGAUCGAGGCUUUAUAGCUCUUCAAGCUGCGAUUAAUGCUGCUAUAAUAGAGAUCACAACAAAAUCACUCAGCAAUGGAGCACGUUGA